Molecule: messenger RNA, 3651 nt
Organism: Tachyglossus aculeatus (Australian echidna)
Lineage: Eukaryota; Metazoa; Chordata; Mammalia; Monotremata; Tachyglossidae
Gene: NRDC
Product: nardilysin convertase
Exons: 31
Coding region: 25-3318 (1097 amino acids)
Biological process (GO): proteolysis
Molecular function (GO): metalloendopeptidase activity; metal ion binding
Source: RefSeq, a predicted model, not a curated record
GUCGGGUCCGGUCCGGUCCGCGCCAUGCCGGGCAGGAACCAGGCCAAGGCCGCCUGCAGCUGCCCCGACCUGCCCCCGGGCAGGCUGGCGGACCGGGAGAAGGACGAGGGGCACAGCGGGAGGGCCGACGACCCCAACAACUCCGGCGACCCCCACAUCGUCAAGUCCCCCAGCGAUCCCAAGCAGUACCGAUACAUCAAGUUGCGGAAUGGCCUGCAGGCCCUCUUGAUCUCAGACCUGACCAACUUAGAAGGUAAAACCGAGGAGUCAGACGACGAUGACGAGGAGGAGGAUGAGGAUGAAGAUUCAGGAGCAGAGAUCGAAGACGACGACGAAGACGGCUUCGACGACGACGACGACUUUGACGACGAUGACGACGACGAUGACGACGAUGACCUCGACACCGAGGAUAACGAACUGGAUGAGUUAGAAGAAAGAGCCGAGGCGAGGAAGAAAGCCACCGAGAAGCAGUCGGCGGCCGCCCUCUGCGUCGGAGUGGGAAGCUUUGCUGAUCCCGACGACCUCCCCGGACUGGCUCACUUUCUGGAACACAUGGUUUUCAUGGGCAGCCUGAAGUACCCGGAUGAGAACGGGUUUGAUGCUUUCCUGAAGAAACACGGGGGGAGUGACAAUGCCUCAACUGACUGCGAACGCACAGUCUUCCAGUUUGAUGUCCAGAGGAAAUACUUCAAAGAAGCCCUCGACAGGUGGGCCCAGUUCUUCAUUCACCCCCUGAUGAUCAGAGAUGCCAUCGAUCGGGAGGUCGAAGCCGUGGACAGUGAAUAUCAACUCGCGAGACCUUCUGAUGCCAACAGGAAAGAAAUGUUGUUUGGAAGUCUGGCUAGGCCCGGGCAUCCCAUGGGCAAGUUCUUUUGGGGGAACGCAGAGACGCUCAAACACGAGCCCAGGGCGAAGAACAUCGACACGUACACCAGGCUGCGGGAGUUCUGGCAGCACUACUAUUCUGCUCACUACAUGACUCUGGUCGUCCAGUCGAAAGAAACUCUCGACACGUUGGAAGAGUGGGUGACCGAAAUCUUCUCUCAGAUCCCAAACAAUGGGCUACCCCAACCGACCUUUGGCCACCUAACAGAGCCAUUCGACACCCCCGCAUUCAAUAAGCUCUACAGAGUUGUCCCCAUUCGGAAGGUUCACGCACUGACCAUCACCUGGGCGCUACCCCCUCAGCAGCAGCAUUACAGGGUGAAACCCCUUCACUAUAUCUCCUGGCUGGUUGGCCAUGAAGGCAAAGGAAGCAUCCUCUCUUUUCUCAGGAAAAAGUGCUGGGCUCUGGCACUCUUUGGUGGCAAUGGGGAGACCGGAUUUGAGCAAAAUUCCACGUACUCGGUGUUCAGCAUUUCCGUGACCCUGACGGACGAGGGCUACGAGCACUUCUAUGAGGUUGUGCACACCGUGUUCCAGUAUUUGAAGAUGCUGCAGGGAUUUGGACCAGAGAAAAGAAUCUUUGAGGAAAUUCAGAAGAUUGAGGAUAAUGAAUUUCAUUAUCAGGAACAGACUGACCCAGUUGAAUACGUGGAAAACAUGUGUGAGAACAUGCAGCUGUACCCGGUGCAAGACUUUCUCACAGGGGACCAGCUGCUCUUUGAGUACAAGCCUGAAGUCAUCGUCGACGCGCUCAACCACCUCACCCCGCAGAGGGCCAACCUGGUCCUCUUGUCCGCAGCCAACGAGGGAAAGUGCGACCACAGUGAGCGCUGGUUUGGGACUCAGUACAACAUGGAAGAAAUCGAAAGAUCCUGGCGGGAGCUGUGGGACAGCGACUUCAAGCUCAAUCCAGAGUUGCACCUCCCGGCGGAAAACAAAUAUAUAGCCACGGACUUUACUUUAAAAACUCCCGAUUGUCCCGAGGCGGAAUAUCCCGUGAAGAUCGAGAGCACCCCCCAGGGCUGCCUGUGGUACAAGAAGGAUAACAAGUUCAAAAUCCCCAAAGCCUACAUCCGCUUCCACCUGAUCUCCCCGCUGGUCCAGCAGUCUGCCGAAAAAGUGGUCCUCUUUGACAUCUUCGUCAACAUCCUCACCCACAACCUGGCCGAGCCGGCCUACGAGGCCGACGUGGCCCAGCUGGAGUACAAGCUGGUGGCCGGAGAGCACGGCCUAGUCAUCCGAGUCAAGGGGUUCAACCACAAGCUACCUCUCCUGUUUCAGCUCAUCGUCGACUACUUGGCCAACUUCAGCUCCACCCCCGAGGUGUUCGGGAUGAUCACAGAGCAGCUGAAGAAGACGUACUUCAACAUCCUCAUCAAACCGGAGACCCUGGCCAAAGACGUGCGGCUGCUCAUCCUGGAGCAGGCUCGCUGGUCCAUGAUGGACAAGUACCAGGUGCUGCUGCGGGGGCUGUCCCCGGACGCGCUGCUCGCCUUUGCCAAGGACUUCAAGUCGCGCUUCUUCGUCGAGGGCCUGGUGCAAGGGAACUUCACCAGUCAGGAGUCGAUGGACUUCAUGAAAUACGUCGUCGACAAGCUGCAGUUCCAGCCUCUGGAGCGGGAGAUCCCCGUCCAGUUCCAGGUGGUGGAGCUGCCCAACUCCCACCACCUGUGCAAAGUGAGGACCCUGAACAAAGGCGACGCCAACUCGGAAGUCACCGUGUACUACCAGUCAGGGGCACGGGACCUGCGAGAGUACACCCUCAUGGAGCUGCUGGUGAUGCACAUGGAGGAGCCGUGCUUCGACUUCCUGCGGACCAAGCAGACGCUCGGCUACCACGUGUACCCCACCUGCAGGAACACGUCAGGCAUCCUGGGCUUCUCCGUCACCGUGGGCACCCAAGCCACCAAGUACAACUCAGAGAUGGUAGACAGGAAGAUCGAAGAGUUUCUCUCGUGUUUCGAGGAGAAGAUGGAGAACUUGACGGAAGAUGCGUUCAACACUCAGGUCACGGCCCUGAUCAAGCUGAAGGAGUGCGAGGACACGCACCUGGGAGAGGAAGUGGACAGGAACUGGAACGAGGUGGUCACCCAGCAGUACCUCUUCGACAGGCUGGCCCACGAGAUCGAAGCCCUGAAGUCUUUCACCAAGGCAGACCUGGUGAACUGGUUCAGAGAGCACCGAGGCGGCCGCGGCCGAGUGCUCAGCGUGCACGUGGUUGGGUUUGGCAGACACGAAACGGAGAGCGAGGGCGCGGCCGCCACCGCUUCCUCCUCCUCCUCCUUGGGCCCGGCCUCUUCCUACAGCGAGAUGACGCACCUGACGUACCUCCCCACCUCCCCGGUGCUCGCCGAGUCCACCGUCCCCAUCGCCGACAUCAGGGACUUCACGGCAUCACUCGCUCUGCUCCCCUACCAUAAAAUAGUGAAAUAAACGGCAGUCUGCGGGCCCGCCCGCCCGCCUGUCCAGUAUGCAAAACUCGUUGCCUGCUCUGAUGUCACCCCGUCCUUCCCCCCGGGUCUUCCGUCUCUAAGCGUUUCUGCACGGGCUCGGGGGGAAGGAACCGAUACUAAUCCGGCCAGGAGGGAGGAGGGUGGGAAAGCGGCACGGGACCAGAGGGCGAGGGCCUUUGCCUCCCAUGUGGGGAAGAAAAAGACCCGCCUCCCCCUAGACGGCGGCUCCCGCUACCGAGCCCUCGUGAAGGCGGGAUCCGAGGCGAUGUUUUCUAACGUUUCUACCCAUUAAUAAAAGCAGUCUGUCCUCCUG